Fusarium sp. VM40 is the source of this 1917-nucleotide messenger RNA. The record is from the annotation of a GenBank genome assembly. NCBI's taxonomy places the organism in Eukaryota, Fungi, Ascomycota, Sordariomycetes, Hypocreales, Nectriaceae.
AUGGCAAAGAUUGAAACAGGUUUUCAGAUCCUGCCGGAAUUCCCUUUUGAAGAAGAGUACUUCCAGCAUUUUCGCAUUCCCCCGGAUUGGCAAGGGUGGGAAACUGCCUGGCUUUUCCGCUUAUCCGCCAUCGUUAACAACCCCCGUGUUCCAGCAAGGAUGAUACAAAGUGGAUGCACAUCAGAACAUGGAGACGUAAAUUGUACGCAGGCCUGCGGUGACGCAGCCAUCAUGUUUGGAAAUGCCGAGACGCUUUGGAACUGUCUUACCCUCGCUACUGUCGCUAUGAUGACGACGGGAACAAAUGCGCCACAUCAACUCAAUCAAGAAUCAGUGAAGAAUGUCACAGCCAUGUUCAAUAUUGGCCCGCUGAGCGACUUUACUCGGAUGUUCAUCUUUGGAAAAUACGUUCGAUGUGCACUUCAGUCCUGUUCGGAUUCGAGAUUUGGUGCUUGCCCACCAGAGUUAUGGGAUUUCGAGUACAAGCUCGUGAACAUGGACAACAUCAAAAGGCUAGGCCAUAUCAUGGCCUCUAAUUAUUGUGCCGUGGCAGAUCCUGGUAUUGACUAUGAUAUCGCAGGGCCUGGCAUCAUUGUGGCCUACCUCAUCCAGUUUACGAUAGUAUUCUUCUUUGCACUUGCUUUCAAAAUCACCAAGACUUGGGUCCGUAACUUUACUCUGGCCUCGCUGCUCCCAUUCCAUGGACCGAUCAAGUCUCUGGAGAAGGCAACUCUUUGGCAGAAGAAGGUUUCGAGAAGCAGUUUCGGUGUGGCUGUGGGGUCCACCAUCGUUGACCUUCAAGAAGGUCAGGCUGUGUUUCUGACUAUCUUCUCUGCGGUUGCCAUUAUCACAUUCUGUGGAUCUAACUCAAUCGGCCUGGGGAAUAUCAGCUCGCUGUUCUCAUGGCUUGCAAAUAACCUCGCUCUACGAGGAGUGGUCUCGGCUGGGAUGUAUCCACUACUGUUGCUACAACUCAUAUUACACAAAAGUAACAAUCGAUGGUGGUAUACCCUAUUCCUCGUGGUAGGCAACUGGAUCUUGGUUCUUGUUAUAGUCCAGCCUCAGACAAUUGAGGACUCCCUAACUGAGCAUAUCCAAGAGACCGCAUCUUUGAAUGGCUGUGGAGGCAGGGCUGGGCCGAGAACAUACUGCCAGACCUUCAACAAGCCCACUAACCCUCCGGGAGGUUCAACCAUCGCCAAUGAUGCGGAGCUUUUUCACCUGACUCGCGAUAUUGGGAGAUUCUUUAGAUAUCACUCCAAGACGCAGGCACCUAUGCACGUCAUCAUAGCCUUUCUGAUACUAGACUGGAUGUCUAUGGUGAUAAGGAUGUGGUGGUUUGAGACCGAUACCUGGCUUUCUCGCAGAAGCAGGGCCUGGGUCAAUCACUUGCCUGCAUCCAUUCGACAGUUUAUCGUCCAAAGAUAUUUCUUGCUCUUGCUUGAAGCCUGUUGGGUCUCGAUGGAAGUGCUUGCCAUUGUCAUGGCCAUCAUCGGAAUUCACGAAUUCACGACCUUUAUUGAUAUACUGACUGGUGGUAGCUAUGGUGAAGACAGUGCGAUUUGGAUUUCCAAAUGGGGCUUUGGUCAGCUUGUUGCGGUUUGUGUGUGGUUUCCUUUCGUUCUCAAAUUCAUUUCUCUUAAUAUUGAUGGAGCCUUGCCAGGUUUGCGGAGGCGAUUAGGGGAGUUUGUUGAGAUAUCUUACCGAAAGGAAGAGGAAGACGGUGGUAAUGAUGGUCUCCAACUGGAAUGGCACUCAGCCGCCACCAUAAUCGACUUGAAAUCUUUCAACUAUACCAGCGGCUAUAGCCUCGCCCUCUUACUGUUUGCGUGUAAAGAUAAACUUUAUGAGGAUGGCUGUCUGGAUGCGUGCAAAGAGAAGAUAACGUCUGACAAUGGGGCACAGGACACCACCUAA